UGCCAUAAUUAGUCAUUCUAAAAUUGCGCGUGCGCAUUCAAAUAAAAAUUGUGAUCGUGUCGUGUUUAUAACCUGUGUACAUAAUUCCAUUUUUCUCCUUUUUUAUUUCAAUUACUGUAAGAAAUUAAUUCACUAUGCAGAAUCCCAAUGAAGACACUGAGUGGAAUGAUAUUCUUAGAGCAAAAGGUAUUAUACCCCCCAAAAAGGAGGCUGAAAUUACAGAAGACCAAAUAGUAUCACUACUUGAAGAGACCAUUGAUCAAAAAACAAAAGGAAAAGACUUGGAUACACUCAACUUGGAUGAAUUAGAUGAACUGGAAGAUUCCGAAGACGAGGAAGUUUUACAACAAUAUAGGCAAAAGCGAAUUGCUGAACUUCAAGCAUUAGCACAAAAAUCCAAAUUUGGGAGUGUUGGUGAAAUUUCAGCGCAAGAUUAUGUUAAUGAAGUUAACAAAGCUGGUGAAGGUAUUUAUGUUGUACUUCACUUGUACAAACAAGGAAUUCCACUGUGUGCUCUUAUAAAUGAACAUAUGAGACAUUUGGCUGUGAAGUUCCCAACAGUUAAAUUCUUAAAAUCAAUAUCAACUACGUGCAUACCUAACUAUCCGGAUAAGAAUUUACCCACAGUAUUUGUCUAUUUUGAAGGUGAAAUGAAAAAGCAGUUAAUUGGUCCACUGGAUCUCAGAGGACCCAAUUUAUCUUAUGAAGAGUUUGAAUAUCUUCUGGGAAAAACAGGUGCUAUCAAAACAGAUAUCAAAGAAGACCCAAGGCCUGCAAUCAAAGAUAAGAUGUUUGCAGAUUUACGAGACACAAAUGAUUGGUAAACUUACCAAACAGUUACUAAUUAAAAUUUUAUUUACAACACAAUCAGUUUGUUAAGCUACUUUUUGUAUAACAAAUAUUUAUUUAAUUAAUAUAGGUAUAACAGUUAAAAAAUCUUUU
Messenger RNA from Aethina tumida (small hive beetle), 942 nucleotides. RefSeq names its product viral IAP-associated factor homolog (gene viaf). The transcript has 5 exons. The record is from RefSeq and is a predicted model, not a curated record. Bases 135 to 824 code for a protein of 229 amino acids. Gene Ontology annotation, cellular component: cytoplasm. NCBI's taxonomy places the organism in Eukaryota, Metazoa, Arthropoda, Insecta, Coleoptera, Nitidulidae. Gene Ontology annotation, biological process: protein folding.